ACUUUACCCGGGGUAACAGCCGGAGCGCUUUACGGCGACGGCGGCGGAGUGGGAGCCUCGGCGCGGUGGAGGCGGCCGCUGCUGUGAAGGAGGCGGCGGCGGCGGCGGCGGAGGAGGAAGAGGAGUGGUGGCAGUGGUGGCGGGGACCUGUGCGGGGAUGGCGGAGGUACCGCCUGGGCCUAGCAGCCUCCUCCCACCACCAGCACCUCCGGUCUCGGCGGCGGCCGAGCCCCGCUGCCCCUUCCCGGCGGGGGCCGCCCCGGCCUGCGGCAACGAGGACGAGGAGGACGACGAGGAGCACGAAGGCGGCGGCCACAGGAGCCGGGCGGGCGGCGAGGCGGCGGCGGCCAAGGGGCUCCAGUGCGUCCGCUGCCCUCAGCUGCCGGCGGAGCAGCAGCAGCAGCAGCAGCAGCUCAACGGAUUGAUCAGCCCCGAAUUGCGGCACCACCGGGCGGCCGCCGACCUCAAGAGCAAGGUUCUGAGUGCAGCCGAGGCAGCCCCGAUCGCGGCCACCCCUGACGGGGCCCCCAGAGCGACUGCAACAAAAGGAGCCGGGGUGCACCCGGGCGAGAGCCCCGUCCACUGCCGCCCGGGCCAUGCGAGAACUGCGCUGCCCAGCCCGGCGGAGGCGGCGGCGGCGGCGGGGAGCGACCCCGCGGCGGCCCGCAAUGGACUGGCCGAGGGCGCUGAGCAGCAGGAGGAGGACGAGCAGGUGCGGCUGCUGUCUUCUUCCCUGACCGUUGGCUGCAGUUUGAGGAGCCCCCCGGGCAGGGAGGUUGAGCCUGGGCAGGAUCGGACGAUACGAUAUGUCCGAUAUGAAUCCGAGCUACAAAUGCCCGAUAUCAUGAGACUGAUCACCAAAGAUCUGUCUGAACCCUACUCCAUUUAUACCUAUAGAUAUUUUAUCCACAACUGGCCACAGCUGUGCUUCUUGGCCAUGGUAGGGGAGGAGUGUGUAGGUGCCAUCGUUUGCAAGUUGGAUAUGCACAAAAAGAUGUUCCGCAGAGGUUAUAUAGCCAUGUUAGCCGUGGAUUCCAAAUACAGGAGAAAUGGCAUUGGUACCAAUUUGGUUAAGAAAGCUAUAUAUGCCAUGGUAGAGGGAGACUGUGAUGAGGUUGUUUUGGAAACAGAAAUAACAAAUAAAUCUGCUUUGAAACUUUAUGAAAACCUUGGGUUUGUUCGAGAUAAGAGGCUGUUCAGAUACUAUUUAAAUGGAGUUGAUGCACUGCGACUUAAAUUAUGGCUGCGUUGAGAAACUGACAUCAAGGAGCAACUUUCCAACUACACAGAAUUGACCCUUGCAUGCAAUGCAAUUUGUACAGAAUUGCUUUGCAGGUGGAUUUAGUAACUUCCAUGCAACUCUUAUUUGUCAGUGUUUCAUUGAGUGUCACACAAUAUUUGUUGCACUUUGGCAUGGCGCAUUUGUUCUGAAUUAAAAGAGAUUGAUUUAAACUUCAAGAGUUUUUUGGUACCAAGAGGAUGUGCCAGUCGAUAGGCAAGAUUUGUUUUGUUCAUUUGCAAAGUGUGCUGACAGUGUUGAUUACACAGUGGUCAUUUUAUCACAGAACCAGUAAGUGGGACAUGGUUUCUGUUUCUUAAAAAAGCCAAUGUAGAGUGUAAAAAUCUUUAAGUAUACUAACAUUUCACACAAGACCUGCCAUAGUUUUCUGAGGGGGUGGGGGAAAAAACUUCAAUUUUAGGUUUUAUUUUUUCACUUAAAUUUUCCAUUCUUGAAUAUUGGUACCUCAGUGAUUAGUGAAUGAAAAAAAUGUAAUGUAGGGUUGGGUGUGUCUCACAAUGAGUAAAGCUAAUUAAAUUGUGUCUGCCAGUGCCUGUGUAGAUAAAAGUAUAUUUGUCUUCAUUUCUAGUUCCUGAGUGCAUGCUAUAUUCCUUUUCUUUAAGGCUUUUGCAAGCAAACCUUUACUUCUAUUUCAGUUCUAAAUUUUAUAAUAAAUUAUUUCAGAUUUUUAUAAUUUGAAAAUUUUUUCACACGUGUGUGACAGUAAUUCACUUUAGAAGUCCCUUCUUUCCCUACAGUAAGAAGUUGAAUCUACUUGGAAAAACCUUGACAGAUGGCUCAAAAGGAGUGAGAAAAAUUGAUGAAGCCAGGAGUUACUGGGUUUUGGAUGCACUUUUUUUUUUUUUAAGAGCAAGGGAAUUUUUGGAAAAGAUAGAAAGGUAAUGUGAACUGAUGUGAUUUUAAUUAAUCAAAGUUAUUGCUUGUCUGUGAAGGGCAGCUUUUACAAAUUAGUUGCAACAUUUCUCUCCUCCCCCACCCCACUACAUUGGAUUUACAUUUACUGCCAUUUCUUUAAAAUGCUUCAUUUUUGGUCCUUGAUACUGGAAAUAAAUUUCCAAUUUGUAACCAUUUAAAACUGAUUUUUUUUUUCUUUUAGCAAAUUCUUAGAAGAACUUCUCAAGAGACAUGAAAUGAAUUCUAUGGGUUUCCUUGGUAGCCAUCACCCUUUUCAUUGGCUACAUUGUACUUUGGCCAGUUAGUGUGAUGUAACAAAUUUUAAAGUUUUUGCUUUCAGGUUAGUCAGGCAAUCUGGGAUGGAUAAUUUAUUUAACUGGAAAGUCUCAGUACCCAUUAAAAAAAUCGUUCUCUAUGAAAAAAGUGUUUUGUAACAGUCUGUGUUAGUGUUUCUUUAAUUUGGAUAUGCUGGGAUUUGGUUUUGAUUUACUUUGUGACUGUAAUUACUGUAUUUUUUUUUUCUGUUUGUUUAAACUCUACCUCCAUUAACAGUUGGUAGAAGCCUCCUUCAGGAAAGUUUGAAUCCCUCCCCACCCCCCGCCCCAGGAAAGCUGCUCCUUGCUCAGUGUAGUGUCUUGAAAGUGAACAUGGUUAACAAGUGCUUUUAAAAUAACAAUCUAAGAUUUAAUAAAAAUUAAAAUUUCCUGUUGGUGGGAUUGUUUAUAGUUCUUACCUUUAAACUUUUUUCUACCCAUUUUAUAUUGCUCUUGAAAGCUUAAUGGGAAGAAAGAAUAUUGGUUUACAUAUAUUAUAAAUAUGGCCAUAUUAUACCUAGCUUUCUAAAUAACCAUUUUGAGUAUCUUUUGGUCAAACUUCAUUUGGGCUACUUGGAUUUAGAGGAAUUCCAAUCAUAGUGUUAAAAGGAGCCAAACUAAAACAGUUCAGUACCUAUGUCAUGAAAUUUAUUUCACCACUUUAUUUUUUACCUAACAACUUUAUAUUUGACUUACUUGUUCAUCUAUAAAGAUUAUUGAACAUGCUUCUGAGAUUGACGGAGACAGUUCUAAGGUUGAUACGUGAUAGGUUUUUUGUUCAUCAUGGUUUGGGCAGGUUGUCAAUAAAGCCAAACUACUGACCCCCUAGACUUGACCUGAGUUUUGCUGAAUUGAUUGGGGGUUUUUGUAAACAUGACCUUAACUAUGUGACUAAAAAUCAAAUGAUUACCGCUGUUCAAAUGAUGUGUAUUGAUUAAUAUUGUCUGCCUUAUGUCUUUAAAUUGGCUAUGCAUUUACUUAGACUAAAAAUUUAACCUCUGGCAUGAUAACCCAGCAGCAAAAUUGUCUCCAUUCCAAUUGAAGCAUCGUCAAGUGUUACUUUUUGAUUUGGGGCUUUUAUUUUUCUUGUGUAAUCAUAAAACAGUUCAUUUAAAAAUUGAUAGUUCACUUGGUUAAAACUGAGCAAAACUGGUGCAAUUUUCUUUUAAUGGGGUGCUGCCUCUUUGUGACCGACUGUACUUUCCACUGACACUGGUUUGGCAGUUGUUACUGCUGAACAUUUUUAUUAUAAUGCUACCAUGAAGCUUUAUAUGUUAGUAUUGAAGAAGCUAACAGGUAUACUACCAUUUUUGAUGUGUGGACUGAUUACACUAGGAUGGAACUACUCUGGAAAAGUCCACAGAAAGAAAGAAAACAAUAGUUGUUGACAAUGAAACCAGCAAAUAAUAAUAAUAAUAAAAAAAGUCCUGUUAAAAUGUUUUUGAUUUUUUUUUUGCCUCUCUCCCCAAAUUACCCUCCCCAUUUGCUUGACAAAUCUAUGUAAAGAAGUUUGUCACAUUUUAAUUUUACCUUGCCCUGUGUUAUAGUAUUGGCUGAUGUGUAUGACUGGAUGUGUAUAUUUAUUAUGGUAUCUAAAAAUCAUGAAGUUCAUCACUUCCCAGAAGCAUAGUUAAAAGCAAAUUGAUAGCACAUCAUAAUUACUUUUCAAUGCACCAUGACAUCACUAAAAUGAGUGCUAUGAUGUUGCAGGGCUUACAGGUUUGUAAAAACAUAACCGUAAAUUUUAUUGACGUCAGAUAUGAGUUGAAUAUAUCAUGUGUAUCUCAAAAUAUUGGAGUGCUGUUUGAUGACUGGAUUUUGCUGCAUAAUUUUUCUUCUGUUGUCCCGUAUCCUUUUGGAAAGAGAGAUUUAAUGGGAUUUGAAAUGUGCAAGCUGUCUAAGAUGCAGUCAAAUAAAGUAUGGUUAAGUUG
Molecule: messenger RNA, 4439 nt
Organism: Erinaceus europaeus (western European hedgehog)
Lineage: Eukaryota; Metazoa; Chordata; Mammalia; Eulipotyphla; Erinaceidae
Gene: NAA30
Product: N-alpha-acetyltransferase 30, NatC catalytic subunit
Exons: 5
Coding region: 158-1252 (364 amino acids)
Biological process (GO): N-terminal peptidyl-methionine acetylation
Cellular component (GO): NatC complex
Molecular function (GO): protein-N-terminal amino-acid acetyltransferase activity
Source: RefSeq, a predicted model, not a curated record